UUGCCGUUGUUGCUCCUGGUUCCGUUUGCGUUUCCAUUUUCGCGUUUUCCGUCGUCCAGCCGGAACAUCGACGAACAAAGUUACGCUAGUAUCGCCGAUAAACGAUCGGUGGUCGACCGGUUCGUCCUCGAUAUCGGAUCGUUCGAUCAAGGAUCCCGCGAGCGCCCUACGAAGCGCCCAACGGAACGAUCGCGACUCGAGAGGAAACCUCGAGGCGUUCGAACGGCCCCUCGCCACCUACCCGCGUAAAACGCGUGUUACUUGGAGUGCCUAACGUCUAAGAAUAGUUAUCUAGCGGCACAUCGAUUCUUAACGAAAGAUCUGCCAUAGUAUCGCGAUGAAUAUGCGUUCGUUUAGCUCCGAAUCGUGUUUCCGGUCGAACGUCCGCUCGUGAUACGCGACGAAAAGUUUUUAUUUAUUUACUCAUUUUAGUCGGCGAGUAAACGCUACGGUGAACCUUACAAACGAACAGAAGGAAUCGAGCAAGCGUAGCAAAUACGCGUCCGAGAGGGUGAAUCGUGUCGAUGGUACCGAGUUCGGUUCUGAUUCGAAAGAGUGCGGUGAUCCGGUGGUGGAAUCUACGUAGAAUCGCCAUUGGUGGCGCCAGAGAUUGGCAAAAUUUUAUUCGAAUAAUAGAUAACGAAUAAAACGUCGCGGCGUUCCAGUGAUCGGACACCCGAACAAUCUUUUCCUCGGUAUCGAGGAAGUAUAUCGAGUGUAUCCGUGAACUUUACGGAGUAACGUAAUAUUAUUGAUUCCGUACCCGUACACGAUCACUGUUUUCAAGCAUUUUUAGCACUGAUAGCAUAAGCGUCUCGGUUGUAAGCGCGUUAUCGUAAGUGAAGAGUGAUUGCCAGUGACACGACUUUUAUUGUUUUUUUGUUCAUCAUCGUUACUCGUUUGUUGGAUUACAACGCAGAAACGAGUAGUAUCGUUUCCUGUUUCGCCCUGUAUCCCUGGUUCUUCGAAAUUGAAUUAUUUAUCGAAAUAAGAAUUUUGCGCAUCUCUGGGCGAUGCGAGGGUCCAAGAGCGAGGCGAUCGGUGCGCGUAUCGGGUGGAUCGAAUGAAAAUGGACGCGACGACGCUUGGUUCGUCGCGAGGCGUCCGGGUGGCCGGUACCGGAUCCGAAGCGAACGAUUCGUCGUCAAAGAGUUUGGGGUGGUGGCAAGUCGGUCUCGUUUAAAGUCGUAAGAGAACGCGUCCACGCGAAACCAGCUGCACGCAUACAUGGGUACCAAUUGGAUCGUCCUGACGAGGUUCGCGUGGCUCCUGUGGUUCGUGUGGUUCGCGUGUCCUGUGAACGGAGAGCUGACCUGUCGCGAGGUGCAAUUGCCUCGCAGUUGCGAAGCUCUUUGCAAGAGGAACAGCACUGGUGACGUUUCCUGCGAGCUCAGGAUCGCCGUCAUUCUCCCAGCGAACUCUAGCUACGAUAUUUCCUUGCCCAAGGUCCUCCCAGUCCUCGAUUUGGCCAUCGACGAAGCUCGAUCGCGAGGCUUGCUACCCCCCCGGUUGAAGUUGACGCUUCAUCCGCAGGACGACCACUGCGACGCGACGUACGCUCAGAUCGCCGCGAUCGACAGCUUCUCCAACUGUGUGCAUCUCUUUCUCGGACCAGCUUGCGAUUAUUGCGUUGCGGCCGUCGGCAGAGUGGUGAAAUUUUUUGGCGCACCUUUGAUCACUACCGGUGGAUUCACCUACGACUUUACACAAAACAAGACAACAUGCGAAAACGAGUACUUUAUGACGACUAGGAUCGGAAGCUUGGCUUUCAGGGAUGUCGCUAGGUUUUUCGUCAGUCUGAUGAAUCGCUACGAAUGGCGGAGGGUGCAUCUGGUUUACGCCACCAACGAGCAGACUUCUGUAGCCGGUAAACACACUUGUCAGCUUAUGAUGAAGUCCAUGGUGGAAUUUAUCAAGACACAGCCAAACAUCACGUUUGGUAAUUUUGAUCUUGAAUCUACCAAAGAAAGUUAUCCAAAUGCGUUGCGGAAUCACGUGGGCAACUGGUACAGCGUUGUAGUCAUGUGUGCCAAUGCAACGACCAUUAGAGAGAUCCUGUUGGCUGCCGAGGAGCUCGGAAUGGUCGAUUCCGGAGAAUAUGUGUUUUUCUCCAUUGAGCUUUCGUCCAGCGACAACAAUUCGAAAGAUCCGUGGAGGUUGGAUACGGACACGGAAGAGAGGAACGAGAAGGCGCGAAAAGCCUACCAAGCGCUGUUGACGGUGACCGCGCGAACCCCUGAUAAUUUCGAGUACUUGAACUUUUCGCGGGAAGUCAAGUCCCUCGCGCAGAGUAAAUAUAAUUUCACAUUUGGAAACAGUUCGGUGUCGACAUUCGUGACUGCGUUUUACGACGCCGUCCUCCUUUAUGCUCUCGCCCUCAAGGAGAGCCUGCCGGCGGAUCCUGGCGAAGUCUAUUUAGACGGUGGUAAUCUCACCCGGCGGAUGUGGGGUAGAAGCUUUAAAGGUAUAACGGGCGAUGUGAAUAUCGACGAGAACGGAGAUCGAAUAGCGGACUAUUCGCUGCUCGAUAUGAAUCCAGAGACGUCAAAGUUCGAGAUUGUCGCCAAUUACUACGGUGCCAAUAAAACGUUGGAGUACGUCCCCGGGAAGAGAAUCCACUGGUCGGGUGGUCGGUCGGAGCCACCGCCGGACACACCCACUUGCGGAUUCGACGGCUCCUUGUGUCCCGACAACUCUCUUCCAGGACACGCGAUUCUCUCCAUGGUUUUAAGCUCCAUCGUCGUUGUCCUCGUCGUUGCCUCGGUCUUUAUAUACAGGCACUUUAAGCUCGAAGCAGAAAUAGCUUCCAUGACAUGGAAGGUACACUGGGACGACAUCCGCCUCGUGCCAAAUGCGAAAUCGAGAGGAUCCAUGUACUCGUUGAUCGCGAACAAGAUGCGCGGUAGUCAGCUGAGUAUGUACUUGGAGGAGAAUGUGAGUUUACCAGACGAAGUGGACAGAAACGCAUACGUUCCAACGGGUAUUUACAAGAAUGAUUCGAAAGUCGCCAUAAAAUUGAUACCAGGGAAUAAGGUGGAAAUCUCGCGGCCCUUGUUGCUCGAAUUGAAGAGGAUGAAGGACCUUCAGCACGAUCAUUUGGUACGAUUUUACGGUGCAUGCGUCGAGCCACCGCACUGCUGUCUAUUGACCGAGUACUGUCCCAGAGGAUCUCUUCAGGAUAUAUUGGAAAACGAACAGAUCAAGCUGGAUGGUGUAUUUCAAGGGUCUCUGAUACACGAUAUCGUUCGAGGUAUGGUGUACCUUCACGCGUCCGAGAUAAAAAGCCACGGCAAUCUGAAAUCCUCGAAUUGCGUGGUCGAUUCGCGCUUCGUCUUGAAAAUCACCGACUUCGGCCUCCACGAGCUCAGGAAGUUGAAUCCGUGCGACGCGGAAGCCGACAAGGAUAGUUACGCCUAUUGGAGAAGACAGCUGUGGACAGCCCCGGAACUGUUGAGGAUGGAAAGGCGACCGCCGGAGGGUACUCAGAAGGGCGACGUGUACAGCUUCGCCGUGAUCGUCCACGAGAUCGUGGUACGCCAGGGACCGUUUUACUUGGGUGACAACUGUGAUCUCUCCCCGAGGGAGAUCGUGGAAGGGGUGAAGAGGGGUGGAGGGUCUCCGAUGAGGCCCGCGAUUGGCGAAUCCUCUGGCGAGGAGGUGGUGGCUACUUUGAUGAGACGAUGCUGGGCGGAGGACGCCGCGGACAGACCAGACUUUUCGGCGCUCAAACAAACUAUACGAAAAAUGAACAAAGAUCACGAGAGCAGCAACAUCAUGGAUAAUCUGCUGUCUCGUAUGACGCAAUACGCCACCAACUUAGAGGCUCUGGUGGCUGAGCGAACCGCGGAUUAUCUCGAGGAAAAACGAAAAUGCGAGGAGCUUCUCUACCAGUUACUGCCAAGGUCUGUUGCGUCUCAGUUGAUACUCGGCCAAAGCGUAAUAGCUGAAACUUACGACCAAGUGACCAUCUACUUUAGCGAUAUCGUAGGAUUUACAAAACUCUCGGCCGAGAGUACACCUCUUCAGGUGGUGGAUUUACUCAACGAUCUCUAUACGUGUUUCGAUUCCAUUAUCGAGAAUUUCGACGUCUACAAGGUGGAAACGAUAGGUGACGCUUACAUGGUAGUAUCGGGAUUGCCUGUAAGAAAUGGGACGAAUCACGCCAGGGAAAUCGCAAGGAUGAGCUUAGCGCUUAGAGACACCGUGAUGACCUUUAGUAUCCGUCAUAGACCGAGCGAACAACUGAAGCUUCGAAUCGGAAUGCAUUCUGGACCUUGCGUGGCUGGAGUGGUCGGCUUGAAGAUGCCAAGGUACUGCCUUUUCGGAGAUACCGUCAACACAGCGUCCAGAAUGGAGAGCAACGGAGAAGCUCUAAUGAUCCACGUCAGCCCCAAGACGAAAGAAAUCUUAGACACGUUUGGCACAUUCGAACUCGUCUGCAGAGGGGAGGUCAAUCUAAAGGGCAAGGGCAAGAUGACCACCUACUGGUUGACGGGCGAGAAGUCAACGAACAAUAACGUUCAGCCGGGAAGCGCGUUCCCGACGCCAGCCAUCGCUAUGGUUCCACCGCCGCCCCCGGCGCCAGCAGCGGGAGGAGUAUCGAUAGAAACGCCAGCAACAACCAUGACAACUAUAGCAGCGACGACGCAAACGACUACGGCGACGAUGACGACGAUGACUGCUCAAGCUACGCCAACGUUCGAUCGAAAACGAGACGAGACGAUAAAUGUACCACCGCAUCAAGCGAAACCGCAAGAGAAACGAUUCUCUCAGAUCGCGCAGCAACAUUGCCAAGAUCAAAAUACGAAUCACAAGGGGUCGCAGAAACUUGAGGAGCAGUCGCGAUUCCAGUCGAGUCAGCAGAAAAGUCAGCAGCUUCGACAGCAAAGCCCCAGUCGAAACGAGGGUCAAAUUCAAAGUCGAAAGGGUGGCAACGAUGGCGAUAGGAGCGGCGACGGCAGCAACGGUAGCUUCGUGACCGGAAACGGGACACCAAAUCGCGCUCGCACGAUAUCCAGCACCCCCGUCGGAGACGGCUCACCGUCUCGAAAUCGCGUGUCCGUCGGCCCGGUGUCCAACAACGCGGUUCAGCAGGCUCGACGGCCAUAUCAAGCCGGCGAGAGUCUGCCUAAUCACACGGAAAGCGGUCCAAACGCGCCUCUGCUUGUCCCCGCGACGCCUCUCCCUCGAGUCUAGCUCGGCUCGAUUCUCGCAUCGUCCAGCGUUUCGCGGCGUUUCGUCGAGGGAACCGAUUUCAUUCCUAAUACGUGUAUCGUUGUUUCGUCUAGAGUAGCAGCGAGCUCCGAUCGGCGAGCCCGAUCGACAUUUUGGGUCCACUUGUUCGAAAGAACGCUUUUCGAAGUAAAAUUAAGAAAUCAACACGGGAACACGGAAUCGCUCGUUCUGUCGGGGAACUAAGAGAGACCCGAUCGCGUCGCGUAAGCGGUUCGUUAUUCGUACCCUGGCGCUCAAAACAUUUCCUAUCCGCUGGAAUACACUUUAUCUCGUUUAUUUCGUUUGUCCUUGACGCGAUUCGAAAACGGUUGAAAAUCUUCUUUGUUCCUUGACACCGGACGGUUCGUCGAUUCGUAGCCAUCCGUCUUUUGGACAGCGCGUCGAUACUUGUCGAGGACCAGCGCUUUCGGGUAGAGCAAGUAUGUUGGACUCGAAGAUAUCGCGGUGGCGUACUCUAAGAUCGAGGGUAUAUGUAUAUGUGUGCGUGGAUGACGAACUUUCAAGGCUAGCAGCGUAGCUCGCAAACUCUUGCAGUCGACAUGCCUGCGGAGUAGAAACCGCCGCUAAAAUCUGGAAUUCGGGGCGUGAAUGAUUUCUUUUAGGCGUGCGCUAAAGUCGAUCGGCGGAAAGAGACGCGAGGGCACGAUUGUUUCAUUCGCGUCCGAUAGAAACGCGUCGCUACUCUCGUCGAAGCAUAAAAGUAGCAUGAAAGUCCGAGAUACGGAGAAGGAUUCGAAGCAGAAAGCGAGAAACGGUAAGAGAGAUGGGCAAAAAUUCAAAAACAGAAGAUACACCACUCUUUAUUCGUUUCCGGUAAAAUAAACUCGAAGCCGAGCACUCGAUCGGUUUUACUUUGCGAGCGAAUCGCGAUACAUUCGAUUCGACGCGUCGCGCGGUUAUUCGAGUGAAACUUUGCCUAUCUCCGAAACAGCCCGACCAAGCCCCACGUGUACGUGCGUAUUUCUUUGUCGAAGAAAACAAAAUAUAUAUUUACGACGAGUUAAAGUUAGGCAUCGGUGUACAAAAGCGUUACAGCGAAUAGAGGCUGGACCUCGUACGGGAACCACCUGCCGAACGAUGGAGCUUUGGGCGAGGGACACCCUGAACUGAACGCUUCGCUACGCGCUCGAUGCGCGGCAAAAGAAAGUACGGGAAUCGCUCUCCGUGGCGCGAUUGGCCACGGCGUCUCUUAACGAUCGAAUUUCUCUCUAUUCGUGUCAAUCUCUUGUAACGAUGUAACGGUCGGUAUUCCGGAAAUAAAGUUUCAUCGUUUUUGAAAGU
This is a messenger RNA of Hylaeus volcanicus, 6516 nucleotides long. RefSeq names its product atrial natriuretic peptide receptor 1-like. Gene Ontology annotation, molecular function: guanylate cyclase activity; ATP binding; protein kinase activity. Bases 1228 to 5196 code for a protein of 1322 amino acids. The transcript has 22 exons. Gene Ontology annotation, biological process: intracellular signal transduction; protein phosphorylation; receptor guanylyl cyclase signaling pathway. NCBI's taxonomy places the organism in Eukaryota, Metazoa, Arthropoda, Insecta, Hymenoptera, Colletidae. The record is from RefSeq and is a predicted model, not a curated record. Gene Ontology annotation, cellular component: membrane.